Messenger RNA from Drosophila ficusphila, 1213 nucleotides. It is a transcript of the gene Paris, whose product is annotated as gastrula zinc finger protein XlCGF8.2DB. Gene Ontology annotation, cellular component: nucleus. Bases 147 to 1211 code for a protein of 354 amino acids. The transcript has 2 exons. Gene Ontology annotation, biological process: regulation of transcription by RNA polymerase II. Gene Ontology annotation, molecular function: RNA polymerase II cis-regulatory region sequence-specific DNA binding; DNA-binding transcription activator activity, RNA polymerase II-specific; zinc ion binding. Lineage: Eukaryota; Metazoa; Arthropoda; Insecta; Diptera; Drosophilidae. The record is from RefSeq and is a predicted model, not a curated record.
UAGAGCACACACAGGGUGUUUAGUGCAGUGCGCACUAGAUAAACAAACUUCUAAGCCAGUUUUUUGAAUAAAAAAUUAUACCUAUGAGAGUCUAAUCAUUAGUAAAAUAAUUGGCUUAAACAAGAAGUUUUGGAAGCUUCAGGAACAUGGAACAAAUGUGUCGAGUUUGCUUAAAAAGAUCGGAAGACUUGAUCAACAUUUUUGAUGCCAGGCGAAAAACCAGAGUUUCCAUUGCCGAGAUGAUCGCGCAAUGUACCGGGUUUGCAGUCAGUCGAGGAGAUCUAUACCCGGAAACCAUAUGUCCGCCUUGUUUGGAGGAUGCAAAAAAAGCAUUUGAAAUAAGACAAACCUACGAGAGAAGCCACCAAUUCUUUUGUCAAGUCCGUGACGAAGGAAUUGAAGAGGCACUAUGCACUUUGCUUGAAGAAGAGGACUGGGAUUUUUCGGAAGAUGGAGAUGCAUGGAAUGAAGCCGCUUCCGAUGACAAUGAUGACAAUAUUGAUGAUGAGGAAAUCGAUAGGAACCGGGUUUUAUUUGAAUGUCGUGAAUGCCCGAAGAGAUACCAGAGAAAGGGCUCCUGGUUAAGACACAUGAGAACCCACUUGGAUGGAGAAUCCUUUCCAUGCACCUAUUGCUCGCAAAACUUUAAAUUUAGGGUCACGCUUAAAGCGCACAUUAAAACCCACGAUAGAGCGAAGCCGUACGAAUGUUCUCAUUGCUCUAAGACUUUUGCCCAGCAGUCCACAUUGCAGUCACACGUAAGGACACACACUGGCGAAAGACCGUUCAACUGUUCCCAGUGUAAGAAGACUUUUAUGAAAUCCUCGGAUCUUCAGCGGCACAUUCGCACGCAUGAAGGACAGCGGCCGUACAAGUGUCCAAAUUGCACGAAAACCUUUACAAGGAAAUUUCACCUUACCGAACACCUUCGCUCCCACACUGGAGAACGCCCGUACCAUUGCUCCCAGUGUUCAAAAUCAUUUGCCUCAAAGCAGCACCUCAAAGAUCAUACCCUCACUCAUUCGGAUAAACGCCCUUUUAAGUGUUCCCAGUGCUCCAAGUCCUUUGGUCUCAGGAGCACACUCCAGGAACACAAGUUUGUGCACAGUACAACACGAACAUUCAAGUGUACCCAAUGUAGUGGCUCCUUUAAGCAAAGAAGGACGCUUCUUAGGCAUAUUCAGCAGGUUCACAAAUCAGAUUCAGAUUAAAU